UUCAUUCUACCAGCAUGGGCUGAGAUUUCUUGCAACUGCUGAUUGUAGUUCUUGGCUUUUGGAAACUUGUGCACUUUGUAAGGUGUUUUUGCUCAAAGAAAAUUUAAAUAGCUGCAUGGUAAAUCUGAUGUUAAGUUUCACACACUGUAAGGAGCUGUGAUGGCAAAAGUGAAGUGAAGCAAGUCUUUUAUUUCUGAAGCAAUUCUGUGAAGUGAAGUACUGCUAGUUUGGAGAUUUUUGGCAUGUAUUGCUACAACUUGCAUAUUCCUGAAAGACAAUGUGUCAACACUCAAACAGAGUUUUAGUUUUCAUGGCAGGAAUUUGUCUCAACAUUGUGAACAAAACAUGAUCGCUUUUGUUUUGUGCUGGAUAAAAUCAUAAAUUAUCGGCCAUGUUGUUCAGUGUUACUGUCAACUGGAGGCACCUUUGCAAUGGGUUUUUCAGCUAAUUGAUUUGUCAUCAAGGGUCCUGGAUUUUAUACUCGGGAAUUUUUACGUAUCUGUAUACGUCGUUGGAUGUUGGUGUAUGAAUGGGUCAUAAACAAAGCAAGACCGGUAAGAAACAAGAGGCACGUGAGCUGGACAGUCUCCACUAUGCUGCCUCGUUGGAUUUCGUGGAACAAUUUUGGGAACAUCAACUUCGAGAUGACGAUGACAGGACCAGCAAAAGUGGCAGCCAGAGUGGCCAGCCACCAUCGGGCAUUCCAGAUGAGCUGAGAGCCUACACAAUUGUGGAGCUGGAGAAAAGACCAGGAGUUGGGUUUGGGCUGACGGUAUCAGGUGGUGUCGACAAAGAUGGCCGCCCGCGGGCAACAAAUAUGCGCACUGGGGGUGUGGCCCAACGUAGUGACCUCUUACAGAUGGGUGACCUCAUCACGGCGGUCAGCGGUAUCAAGACAGCAAAGCUCAAACACGAAGACGUUAUCAAUCUCUUAAAGAAUGCCGGGGACCGAGUGUCAUUGGAGAUAGAAUAUGAAAUCCCCCCAACAGUCCAAGACAAUGGUGUCACAGUCACUUCCAAGAAUGUGGAGAUACGAUUGGCUAAGGAGGACGGUAGCUAUGGUUUCACGAUAAGAGGUGGAGUCAAUCCCAAUCCUAGUAAGACACGCCCUUUGACGAUCACUCACAUCAGGUCUGGAGGGCCGGCCGACAGGGAUGGCACAUUGAAGGUAGGAGACAGGAUCAUGUCAGUGGAUGGAAUCAACCUCUCCAACUUGACUCACAUGGAGGCCUUGAAUACCAUCAAACAGAGCAGCACCGAUGCCACAUUCCGUGUGGACUACGAUGUCUCCAUCAUGGAAGCCGUAAGAAAUGCCACCGGUCCAUUACUGAUUGAAGUUGCCAAGACCCCUGGUGCCAGUCUAGGAGUGACUCUAAGCGCUGUGAGCAAAGGGUCUAAAUCAGUUGUUGUCAUCGACGCAGUCAAGCCAGCUAGUAUUGCAGACAGAUGUGGCGCCCUCAAUGUCGGCGAUGAGAUCUUAUCUAUUGACAGUGCCAAGACUAGCCACAUGUCGGUACCCGAAGCCAUGCAGCUCCUUGCCACAGCCUCAGAUCAAAUCAAACUGGAGAUACUACCAGUCAGUCACAUGACCCCCAUGCUGACAUACCCAACAGCCCAGAACAGGAAUCAGCAAGUGGCCAAUACGUCUCGCUCCGUCACCCCAGUCAGCCAGUUGAAUAACUCCAGCUACAACAGUCUGAGUAGAUCCCAAGGGAUGCUGCACAACUCCAGACAGCAGACGACGGCGCUUAACAGGAAGCUGAAAGGAAAGAAUCUCAAGAGCUCCUCUACACUUUCCUUAGCCUCAACGAUUAACGGUAUGGGCACGACGGCUCAGGUCUGCCGCUCCGACACGGUGGAGGUGACGCUAUACUCGCGAAGCUGUGACUUUGGUUUCAAUCUCCAAGGAGGCGUCUUCACCACGGAGAUCUUGGGAUCACCGGCUGUUAUUGGAUUCAUCGAGCCGGGUGGAAAAGCAGACAAGUGUGGCAUCAUGCAAGCAGGAGAUCGAAUCUUGACCAUCAAUAAUCGAUAUACAGAUGAAGUGACGUUAGAAGAAGCCAACCAGCUAUUGAGGGAAAGUGGGCAACAGUGUACACUACUCCUAGAGUUCGAUGUUGCAGAGUCUGUGGUUCCCAGCAGUGGUGUGUUUAGCGUCAAACUUCCAAUAGCGGACCAAGGGUUGGGAAUUACCCUCAGUGCCCCUAAAAAUCGUAAGCCAGGAGAUGCUCUUCUUAUUUCGGACGUCAAGAAAGGGAGCGUUGCUCACAGAACCGGUACCCUGGAGCCUGGUGACCAUCUUCUUGCCAUUGAUGAUAUCCAUCUUGAGACGUUCUCAGUGGAAGAGGCGGCGCAUAUCUUAAGACAGGCCGAUGACAUCAUCAAGCUCAGGGUUAAAAAGGAUGAGACUUAUUCAGAAGAUCCAGAAAUCAGCGGAGCAAUCUCGUUCACCGUGGAGCUCAUCCGUCAUGGCGGACCCCUCGGUAUAACCAUCUCUGGGACCGAGGAAUCGUUUGAUCCGAUCGUCAUCUCUGGUCUGACAAACGGGGGACUGGCUGAAAGGACAGGAGCGUUGCAUAUGGGAGACCGAAUCCUUGCCAUCAGCGGAACCAGUCUGAGAGGGAAGACUCUCUCCCAAGCAAUCCGACUCUUACAGAACGCUGGUAAUAUAGUCACCUUGAAGAUCAGCAAACAAGAAAAACUACCCGCAAUCAAAUCUCCUGAAGCAGCUGUUACUGAGGUCAAUGAUGCCGUUGUCAUGACAGCAAAUGGUAUACAUCAUUUCCAUCCUGUCAAUAGUAAGAACCCAACUGCUCAUAGUACGCCCAUCAGUGCCGUCGGGCAGGGUUCUGCAGACUCAUGGGAAGGUUCUGGUAUGGAUACCGGUUAUCACAGCACCCAGACACGCAACUCACGCUCCAACUCCCCCGCCAUGCAUCCACAUCACAACCGGCGGGCGAACCCUUCCCCGGGACGGAGGCCGCCCCGUCAGCGCCGCGUCCGCUCCUCCUCCCAGUCAACAUCGCCGAACGAUAACAGUGAAGACGAAGUGGAUGACAGGUACAACUCAACAACUCAACGUUACGGCGGUUACAGCGACCCGUUAAGCUCCGACCAAGAGGAUGGAUACCGGUACAACCACCUCACCAAACCCCCAUCGCGCCGAUCCUCCCUGACACGCAACCAAGACUACCUCAGGAACAUAGACUCCGGAAUUGCCAACCUCAGCCCUGAGUCGAACUUGAUCAGUCCAACAACAAGCUACCCGCAGAGUACCGUGUCUGGUUACCAACACAGCAUGGGUACCAGCUACCCACGGAGUCCUGAAAUGUCGUCGCGCAGCGGGAACAAUCAGUACAAAUCUUACAGCAUGCCGGCGGGAUCACAUAUGAACACAUCGGAGGCGUACCAUCUGUCCUCCAUGGAAGCGGAGAUUAAUGAGUUACUGGCGCCGCCGGUGUCUGCGGAGCUCCAUCGUGUGACCCUGUACAAGGACAGUGAUGUGGAAGAUUUUGGGUUUAGCGUCUCGGAUGGCGUUUAUGAGCGGGGCGUGUUUGUUAAUACUAUUAGGCCAGGAGGACCCGCAGCACGAAGUACCAAUGUCAAACCAUUUGAUAGAAUUUUACAGAUAAACCAAACAAGAACACGAGAUUUUGACUGCUGCAUGGUGGUACCCUUGAUAGCGGAAUCCGGUAACCAGCUAGAGCUUGGACUCAGUCGAACUCCUCUCACCAACGUAAAUCACCUACGACCCCCAGCCGGUAUGGAAAACCAAUGGAUGGGGCGAGAUAAUGGGGCAAUGCAGCAGGGUCCUCAGGAAAACAACAAGCAACACAGCAUGUAAAACAUGCCCUAAACUAAGCCUGGGCAACUAGUGAAACUUACUAUUUUACUAGUCGCACCUAAAAUAGUUGUGACUUCCGACACUAGUCUGGACUUCUUUUUAACUCCUAAGAUGCAAUGUGGCAUAUUGUUUGCCGCAGGCAUAAUAUAGCAACAUUCGUGCUGAAAAGAUUGAAGCACUGAUGUCUGGUUGUGUUUCAUAAGUAAAUUAUGUUGUCGUCGAUAUACACAGUUGGUUCAUCAAGCAGUUAGUCCCGACUAUUUUUGUAGUAGUCGUGGCGGCACGAUUAAUCAAGUAGUUGAAUAACGGUAGUUGUGACUCGACUAAGCAAUCAACAGUCGCGAUUUGACAUGAGUCACAUUAGUGUCCCAGGCUUAGCCUCCUUGAAGUGGAAUGGACAGUAGAGGGCGCAAUUCAGUAUCCACCAUAGUUUUUGCUGUAUUAUGUUUAAUAAUGAUGGACUUGUUUAAGAAAAUGUCUUUUCAUGUGUAAAAGUUAAUGGUUUAAUUAUGCUGUAGGAUUGAAUACAAAACCAUUUUGUGAAGAUUGGAAUUUUGCUUUGUCAGGUCUGGCCAAAAGCUGUGGAGAGCUUUUAGUUCAUUUUUGGUUGAAUAAAGACAAAUUGACUGGGGCAGGAUUUGAACCUGCGACCUCCGUACUAACAUGCUGGCACUUUUGAGCCAUUUUGUUAGCCGUUCAGAAGUUCAGGACCAGAGAAAAUUUAACUAAAUCCUCCUUGGCUUGUAUUUUAGUCCUGCCAUAAAAAAAUAAAUAAAUCAUGAUUAAAUGUAAUCGUCAUGUCUGUUUUUCGAAACCUUUUGUAAUUAUGUAAAACAAUUUUUUUGUACAGUAAACAAAAAGAAAUUGUAAUAAGUUUCAUUGUAUUUUGUAAAGACUUCAUAACGUAAUUUGUGUUAUUUAAUAACAGUCUCAGUAUUUUGUUUAGUCUUUCACUGGUUUUAUGUGAGGUGUUGUUUAUAGAAUGUCAUGAUGUAGUAGACUUAUCCUUUAUGCAUCGUUCAAUUACAACUGCAAAUGUGCAGCCGAAUGUCGGACACAUUUUGUUCAGCUGCAGUUAGUAGCUGGCUGCAUUUGCGUAUUUUGGAAGUUGUGGCACGAGUGCUCUCUCCGUUAGGGGGCAUAGGCGUAGACGUAGACGCACGUCUGCCACAAAAUAAGGCUGGGUUUAAAUCAAGCGACUACAGCUAUGGCUAGGGCUGUUUUCUACUUGUUCUUGGAUUGUCUAUGUUCUAUUUGUAGUGGAAAACAUUUAGUAAGGCUUCGUUCGAAUCAAGCAGCUACAGUUAUUUCUGUUGGCAGUAGCACCAACAGUGAGCAGGUUCAAAUGUGCCCAUGGUAAACUAAAGGUUGACAAUUUUGACUCUAAUCUAGGCUUGUCGACCUUGGUUUCUCCUGUGGUCUCGAAAGCCUGUUCCAUUCUAACGUGUGUAAGGCGCAAAAGGGAAAUAGUGACACUAUAGCGAAAAGGCGGAAUGGAGUCCUCAGACUUUCAAAUGAGUCUUAUGAGUGAAUGCGUCACUGCGCAUGUACGAUGCUGGUGAGUGGUAAAUCACGGAUCGACUAAAUAUUCCCACUCGAGUUUGCUCCUGGCUGAAGAGUAGGCUAUGUCAGUGAUGAAGCCAUAGCCACUGCUGAAUCGAGGAUGUUGUUCAUGGCCUAAAACUCACAUCAAGCAUGCACCAUAAAAUGUGAAGAGCGCCAUCUUGUGACCUAUUAAUGAUUAAUUUUUGUGGAAUUGAAAGACUUGUCUUUCCUGAAACUUCAAAGAUGGCAACUUUAUUUGUCUAUCGGCAUUUAAGACUGAUUUUACAUAACAUUUCAGUGCAAUAUUAUGUUGUUGGUAAACUUUAUAUUUAUCAGGUUGCAUAUCAAUUAAUCAGGGUGUAAUUAAGAUUCUUGUUUUAUUGCUUGAGAAAGUUUCCCUGCACAGUCAAGGAAAUGUGUGGCAAAAAAGCAGCAUUGUUGAGCUUUGUGUUAGUCUUUGAGUCAAGCAGCAAUGUUAGUCUAAGCUAGUGUACUCUAGGCCCUAUAGGUUUUGUACGCAGUACUGUCACGUAGCAGUUAUUUACAAGUGUCUCAGUAAAUAUUAAGGACUUGAUUUCAAGUCUAGCUUUGUGUUUGUGUGCAACAUAAAACAUCCAAUGGUUGGCAAUUCUCUGGUCAAUGGUUAUUUUCAUUUUAAUGGGCACCAAGGCAAUGACUUUUGUAAAUCUUGACAACAGGAGACUUUUGGGGAUAUGCUAGGUGUGGGCAGUCUCCAUUGUUAUGGAAAUGUGCGUUGCUCAGAACGAUUGAAAGUACCUUGUCUGUCUGCUGCCACCUACGUUUGGGACGUUUCUAUUAAUUGGCUUCUUGUUAUAGAAUGUCGUGGCUGAUUGCAUUGAACCCUAGUUCUGGUGGCCGAGUCAAAGGUAUGGGUUCGAAUCCCUGUCACAGGAAUUGUGUCCUUGGGCAAGCCAUUUAACUGCAAUUGCUUUUUUCUCAACUUCUGGCAGUAAAUGUUUGAGGGUAGAAGUUAUUGAUGUAAAAUGACUAUCAACACACAGGCCCAUUUGGUUUCCGGUGCUGCAUACUCCUAAGGAGUCAAGAUAGUUUUUAGGAAAGCUUAGGGCCUCUGAACAGAGGGAAUAAUAUUGUAAGGCACUUGGAGGGUCUUGAAAAAGUACAUAUGUAAUAAAUACAAAAUACUUUUAUAAAGUUUUCCACGAAACUGAUCACUUUUCUGUCCAAACUGAACAAAAGAGAAAGCUUUUGGAUAUUUUUACCAUGGAGUUUAAUUAAGUUACAAAACAAACAGAAAGCAGUGGAUAUCUAAUCUAAAAACUUUGCUAGUCAUCCCCAAUUGUUUUGUUUCUGGUUAACCAGUGAUUAGCAACUUUAUUUCCUCAUGAAUCCUGAAUCCGUGACGCUUAUUCUUGAUAUUUUCAUUACACUACAUGUUUUUUAUAUUGAGUUGUUCAACAAAUAUUGUGCUUAACUGUAUCCUACUGAAAGCACGGUUUCAUUUUCUCUUUUCUGUGAACAUGAUAUAUGCAUAUACACUGCACUUAGGGAAGUUAAUUGUCAGCUGUUUUUCGCAAAUAAUCAUGCGAGUUUAUUCGCAACCAUCAUAUCAACUAUACAUCAUCCUAUAUUUAAGGUUACCCCCCCCCCAAAACAAAAAAAAACAACCCAAGACAA
Asterias rubens (European starfish) is the source of this 7045-nucleotide messenger RNA. Its product is annotated as glutamate receptor-interacting protein 1-like. Lineage: Eukaryota; Metazoa; Echinodermata; Asteroidea; Forcipulatida; Asteriidae. The record is from RefSeq and is a predicted model, not a curated record. The transcript is spliced from 19 exons. Gene Ontology annotation, biological process: neurotransmitter receptor transport, endosome to postsynaptic membrane. Gene Ontology annotation, molecular function: protein binding. The coding region runs from base 530 to 3844 and encodes 1104 amino acids.